Messenger RNA from Schistosoma rodhaini, 1038 nucleotides. The record is from the annotation of a GenBank genome assembly. Lineage: Eukaryota; Metazoa; Platyhelminthes; Trematoda; Strigeidida; Schistosomatidae.
AUGGACAUUUCCAACAGUAUUCGGGGUGUAUUCAUUCGAAUCUUCUUGGCUUUCCUUAUACUGUCUGUCAUUAUGAAAGUUGUCAAGGAAAAACUCAUCUUAUGGUUGUAUGGCCAAAAUGCUGAUUCGGGAAUGUCUGUAUUAACAAGAGGAUAUAUGAUCUCUGAUGUAUCAACAAAACGAUUGGGCAAUAGUUCUGUGAUAACUAGCUUUCAGCCGUCUAGCAGUAAUAUGUCUGGUGAUCCGAUCCGAGUAACUGUUUCUAGCAUUAAGGCUGUCGAGCUUUGUGUCUUACGUGAUGUCUCAUUGUCUACUUUCCAUGCUAUAUUGACUAGUGACCACAAAAAUCUUAGAGAUUACAUUGUUACCAACGCUACCGAAAAACAUACAGUAAAACCUGGAAUUCAAGACAUAUCCAUACAUGUGAACGUUCAUUCUUGCCCUGAUCACACGAAACGGGAUAAAUAUUCAGUUGUUAUUGGUCUAGUUUCAAGUACUCCAGAUUCACUGGUUGAAGAAAUAAAUAUCACAUGCUACAUAAUUCAUGUAAAGAUUCGAGAAGAAGAACAUGUGAAUACAAGUAUUAUGUAUACAUACUGGAAAACCACAUGGAAUCGUCUUCUAACUCCACAGAUUCUUUUUGAUGCUGGUGAUAAUGUCAACUCAAUUAAUGAGACUACUAUUUUACCCAUGAAAACAAUUACAUCAUAUACAAAUAAUAAUGAAAUUAGUCGAACAUGGAGACCAUGUUGUUUUAUUUGUCUUUCUUCAGAAACUAUAUCUAAUCUACGUGUUUUAUUACCAUGUCGACAUGCAGCUAUUUGUUCUGAUUGUUUUCAAUCAUUACAUAAAUCCGCAAUGUUUACAAUCAAUCAUCAUUUAAUUGGUUUAAUUACUUGUCCAAUAUGUCGUACACCAGUAAAUUCAACAUUAUUAUUACCUAGAACUAAUUAUGAUGAAUUCAAUAAUGAAGUCAAUCAUACUACUGAUGAAGAUGGUGUCACUACUACUAAUAAUAUUACUGAAAUCCCUUUAUGA